AUGAUAGCAAAAGCAGCUAUUUCAAGACGGAUGAAUAAUAUUAUUGACAUUUCGGAUGAUACAGCAGAGUCACACCUUGGACAACUGUCCAUUGAUGCGCAGUUACUUGCCAAACAGCUGUUCCCCACUCCAGCUAUAGAAUAUAAGGCCGAGGAGGAUAACGAUGAGUUCCUUGACAAGGUGAUCAAUGAGGUAGAUCGUGUCUCAAGCGAUAAAAUCAUUAGACGUAUCUAUUCUCAAAUUCUGGAAACACUUCGAUAUGACAGCUAUCUUUACAAUGAAGAAGAGAAAAACAGCGAAGCAGAUUACAUCAUAAAAUUGUAUGGCCCCAUCAUGGAAAACCUUUUCAGGGGAAGCGGAUGUCGAUUGGUUUGGAUUUUCGCUAGAAACAUUACCAAAUCACCUGAUCUUUGCAUUGCUGAGUAUGCCAAGGAAGCAACACCAGCCAAGUACUUUUAUGAUAAAACCAAGAUUGUGAUUGCCACCCUAGUCCAUCUGAAAGAACAUAUCAGCCGGGGUAAACUUACUUUGGAUCAGGCAAAAUUAUUUGUAGUACCUUUUGUUCUUUGUGAGGGAUUAGAAGCAGAAAUCCACUGUCUCAGACUGGUUUCAGAUGAUUGGUGUAUUGUUGAAAAGCAACUAUGCCUUGCGUUGAAGAAUCAAACCACCACAACUCGCCGAAAGUCUCGAGGAAUGAGUAGUAUCAGACAAGGCAGCAACUUCAAGAGCUUUCAAAAACGACGAAUUUGGAGUGACUUGAAUGAGAAUGAUUGGUUGGAAAUCCAACGAAUGCGGACGGCCAUUUGUUUCUGA
This is a messenger RNA of Mucor mucedo, 813 nucleotides long. RefSeq lists its product as uncharacterized. The transcript is spliced from 6 exons. Bases 1 to 813 code for a protein of 270 amino acids. Lineage: Eukaryota; Fungi; Mucoromycota; Mucoromycetes; Mucorales; Mucoraceae. The record is from RefSeq and is a predicted model, not a curated record.